Molecule: messenger RNA, 1848 nt
Organism: Grosmannia clavigera kw1407
Lineage: Eukaryota; Fungi; Ascomycota; Sordariomycetes; Ophiostomatales; Ophiostomataceae
Product: kinesin light chain
Exons: 3
Coding region: 1-1848 (615 amino acids)
Molecular function (GO): ADP binding
Source: RefSeq, a predicted model, not a curated record
AUGAAGGCGUGGCACGAACCUGAUAGUCCAACUGUCGAUAUCUGCUUUAUCCAUGGUUUAACCGGCCACCGUGACAAGACCUGGACGGCCGACGACUCAGAGAACGAGCCAUGGCCUAAAACGCUGCUGCCAGAAAAAUUCCCCGAGGCCCGCUUGCUCACAUUCGGAUACGAUGCCGACGUGGUUCGCGCUGGCGUGGCCUCCAAAUCCUCGAUCAAGAACCUCGCAGACAGGCUCCUUCACGUCCUUACAACCGAUCGCGGACCAAACGCGUCCCAUCGCCCGCUUAUAUUUAUUGUGCACAGCCUAGGCGGCAUCGUGUGCAAGAAGGCGGUUGCGCGAUCGACGAACGAUUCGGAUGAAACACUCCACAGUGUGGCUACGUCGCUCAUCGGAAUCGUUUUCAUGGGCACGCCGCACGACGGAUCUGGAUUUGCGGAUUUAUUCGGGCUGCUUGCACCCGGUAUCCGCUUUUUCAAGUCCUUCAACAGCCGACUUGUAAAUGUGCUGAAGAGGGGUAAUGAAUUGGCCGCGGAAAUUGAUAACGACUUUUGGAACGCGUGGAAAGUGAUUGAGAAGGACUUCAAUGCACAGAUUGAGAUAUUCUGUUUCUUCGAGGUGCUUCCUAUACCAGGCGUCAAGACAUGCGUUGUACCCGAGAAGUCGGCCAUUUAUCAGCAGCACCACUCACAGAGUAUCGACGCAAAUCACCAUGAUAUGGUCAAGUUCCGGUCGGCAGAUGAUCCUGGCUUUAUGAGUCUUAACCAUAACUUUGUCGGACGAGAGAACAUAUUGAAGGAUCUUCGGCAGUUGCUGUUUGAGGAUAAGGACACUCAUCCGAUUGUGGCGCUCUAUGGCCUCGGCGGCAUCGGAAAGACACAGGUGGCCAACGCACUGGCACAUUGGACGAAAAAUCACAGGAAAGAAUGCUCCGUUUUCUGGGUGCCUGCGGUGAGCAAGGAAAUCUUCGAGAAGGCCUGUGGCGCUAUAGCGAAAACUCUGGGGAUCAAAUGUGCAGGCAAUGAAGACAUCAAGACACUGGUCUGCGACCAUCUCAGCUCAGAGGCUGCUGGCGAGUGGCUUCUCAUCAUAGACAACGCAGACGAUCCCGAUCUCAUCGUCGGACGCGACACACCAGACAGUCUCGACCAAUACUUUCCACGGAGUGACAGCGGGCGAACCCUAGUCACGACGCGUACACAGAGUGUGUCCCAGGCCGUAGCCCAGAAAACGAUACCCUUGGAAGCGUUCGACCUACCACAAGCAAGACAGCUGGCGACAAAACUACUCGAGCGGCCGGACAUGCUGAAUGACUCUGCCUCGAUGGAUGAGUUGUUGCAAGAGCUCGAAUAUCUCCCUUUAGCCAUUUCGCAGGCGAUGGCGUACAUUAAGCAACUCAACUUGUCGGCCGCGGAGUAUCUUAAGCUGUUACGCCGCACCAACACAGACAGACUGGACUUGCUUGGCAAAGAGAUCCCGGACAGCAUCCGAUACAAGGAGUCACGUCAUGCCGUCGCUACUACUUGGCUAGUAUCCUUUGACCAUCUACAGAAAGCGAGCCCUGGUGCGGUCUCCCUGCUCGAGUUUCUGUCUCAGAUUCAGCCAAAGGCAAUUCCGUGGUCUCUACUGCCAAAUGAAAAGUCGAACGCAGCCCUUCACAACGCUGUCCUUGAUCUUUGCAAGUACAGCUUUGUGUCUAAUCACUAUGGCGUGCUUGAUAUGCAUAGUCUGGUUCACAUGGCAAUUUGCAGCUGGCUUAAGAAAAACGGCCGCAUAGAAAUGGUGGCAAUCAGUGCACUGCGGCAUCACGCGCUUGCAAUAGCGUAUCAAAGCAACGGCCAGAUUUAA